GCCCCCUCCUCAUCCCCAUUCUACAGAAGGGGAAACUGAGGCACUGACCAGGGUCUGGAAGUAGAGCCAAGGCCACCUGGCUCCAGUAUGUCUCCUGAACUGCUGCCCACAGGUCAGCAGAAGCCAAGACCCCUGCCAGGCUCGGCCCCUCCCCAUCCCUCAGUGCCUGGAAGCCCCCUCAGGCGAUGGGAGCGGACCCUCUGGCCAGGGGCACUGGAGGCCAGGGAGGUGCCACCGGCCACUCUCGCCUUGAGAAUGGACAGAGCCCGAGCCUGGAGGGGUGAGCAGCCCCUUCCCUCAGAUGUGUCCCCCUCAGGCCUCCCUCCCUGUUCUGUGCCCCCCUGACCCCCAUCUCUCUGUUCCAGGGCUGUGUGUCUUGCUGAUUCUGUUGGAAGAUGGACCCCAGAGCGCCAGGGCCUCUGCCUGUAACCUUUUAUGCCCUCCAAACUCCUCAUGUGGCUUUGCCAUUUCCUGUCGCUGUGAUCCUGGAUUCAAGUCUCCAUCUGGGGAGACCAACAUCAACCCCUGGGAGACUUGUGAAGACAUUGACGAAUGUGGACAAGGCCAGCCAGGGACUGUCUGUGGAAACGCCGCAGACUGCCAUAACACAAAGGGGGGCUACUACUGCACAUGCAGCCCCGGAUACAGCCUUCUUUCUGGGGAAACAAAGUUCCAUAAUGCGAGUGAGAACACGUGCCAAGAUGUGGAUGAAUGCACCUCCUGGAAAAAUGCCUGCCACCCAUCCACCCAAUGCCUCAACAAUGUAGGCAGCUAUGAGUGCCCCUGCCGCCCUGGCUGGAAGCCGGUUCCUGGGUCCCCCAAUGGCCCAAACAACACCGUCUGUGAAGAUGUGGAUGAAUGCACCUCUGGGCAGAAUGCCUGCCACCAAUCCACCCAAUGUCUCAACACUGAGGGCAGCUAUGAGUGCCACUGUCGCCCUGGCUGGAAGCCAGUUCCUGGGUCCCCCAAUGGCCCAAACAACACUGUCUGUGAAGAUGUGGAUGAAUGCACCUCCGGGCAGAACACCUGCCACCCAUCCACCCAAUGCCACAACACCGUGGGCAGCUAUGAGUGCCGCUGCCGCCCUGGCUGGAAGCCGGUUCCUGGGUCCCCCAAUGGCCCAAACAACACCGUCUGUGAAGAUGUGGAUGAAUGCACCUCCAGGCAGAACGCCUGCCACCCAUCCGCCCAAUGCCUCAACACCCAGGGCAGCUAUGAGUGCCACUGCCCCCCUGGCUGGAAGCCACUUCCUGGGUCCCCAGAUGGCCCAAACAACACCGUCUGUGAAGAUGUGAAUGAAUGUACUUCAGGGCAACACUCUUGCCACCAAACCACCCAAUGCUUCAACACCGAGGGCAGCUAUGAGUGCCGCUGCCGCCCUGGCUGGAAGCCAGUUCCUGGGUCCCCCAAUGGCCCAAACAACACCGUCUGUGAAGAUGUGGAUGAAUGCACCUCUGGGCAGAACGCCUGCCACCAAUCAGCCCAAUGUCUCAACACUGAGGGCAGCUAUGAGUGCCACUGUCGCCCUGGCUGGAAGCCGGUUCCAGGGUCCCCCAAUGGCCCAAACAACACUGUCUGUGAAGAGAUCUCCUUCCCCACCUGGACCACACCCCCUGGAAUCAAGAGCCAGAGCCUCUCUCACUUCUUUGAAAAAGUCCAGGAGCUGGUCAGAGACUUCAAGCCUGCCUUGGCCAAGAGCACCAUCCAGAGCGUCAUACAGGAGGUGGAUAAUCUGCUGGAGACCCCAGGGGACCUGCUUACCCUGCCUCGUUCAGAGCAGCAUUCUGUGGCUACUAACCUGCUCACUGGCCAGGAGCAUGUCCUUAGAGAGCUGAGCAAGGCCUUGCCCAAUGGGCCACUGACCUUCAGGACCAAUGAAGGAACAGAACUGUUCCUGGAGGUGAAGGAGAAAGGAGACAAGAAUGUCACCCUGAGUACUAAAGAUACAACGAUGCUGGUGAACUGGGAUGUGGUGCAGGACUCAGGUGGCUCAGGCCCUUCUGUGGUGGGCCUUUUCUCCUCUCCAGGGAUGGGCAAGUUGCUGGUUGGGGCCCCCCUGGUCCUGGAAACUGAGAAGCAGUCAGCUCUGAAUGAGAAAGUCUCCCCUGUACUGCUCUCAGAUGUCAUCUCCAUCUUUGUGAGCAAUAAGGACACUCAGAACCUCAGCUCCCCAGUCACCUUGGUCUUCAACCACUUAGUGACCCCAGGACCAAGGCAGAAGGUGUUCUGUGUCUUCUGGGAUCCUGGCCAGAAUGGAAGUGGUCAUUGGUCCACCGAAGGCUGCUGGAUGAUGGGCACCGGAGAUACCAGCACCACCUGCCAAUGCAGCCACCUCAGCAGCUUUGCUGUCCUCAUGGCCCACUAUGAUACGCAGGAGGAGGAUCCCGCCCUGGCUGUGAUCACCUACGUGGGGCUGAGCCUCUCUCUGCUGUGCCUCCUCCUGGCGGCCCUCACCUUCCUGCUGUGCAAAGCCAUCCAGAACACCAGCACCUCACUCCACCUGCAGCUCUCGCUCUGCCUCUUCCUGGCCCACCUGCUCUUCCUCACAGCCAUCGACAGAACUGAGAACAAGGUGCUGUGCGCAGUCAUCGCGGGUGCCUUACACUAUCUCUACCUGGCCUCCUUCACCUGGAUGCUGCUGGAGGGCCUGCACCUCUUCCUCACCACACGCAACCUGACGGUGUCCAACUACUCCAAGGUGAGCAGGUUCAUGAAGAAGUUCAUGUUCCCUGUGGGCUACGGAGUCCCAGCUGUGAUUGUGGCCAUUUCUGCAGCGUCCAGGCCUCACCUUUAUGGAACACCUGCUCGCUGCUGGCUCCACCGAGAAAAGGGAUUUAUAUGGGGCUUCCUUGGACCAGUCUGCACCAUCCUCUUUGUCAAUCUAGCUUUCUUUCUGAUGACCCUCUGGAUUUUGAAAAGCAAACUCUCUUCGCUCAACAGUGAUGUGUCCACCCUCAAGAAUACAAGGAUGCUGACAUUUAAAGCGAUAGCUCAGCUCUUCAUCUUGGGUUGCACGUGGUGUCUGGGAAUCCUGCAGGUGGGUCCAGCUGCUCUCGCCAUGGCCUAUCUCUUCACCAUCAUCAACAGCCUGCAGGGCGUCUUCAUCUUCCUGGUGUACUGUCUCCUCAGCCAGCAGGUCCGCCAACAAUACAGGAAAUGGUGGGAAGGGGUCAGGAAAACCAAAGCAGAGUCUGAGCAGCACACCCUCUCCAGCGGACUCCUGUCGGAUGCCCCUAGACACAGUGUGGUAAAAGAUGAUGGAACAACAGCAGAAAAGAGAAAAUUAAGUCAAUUAUAAGAAAACUAAAGGUGA
Molecule: messenger RNA, 3313 nt
Organism: Pipistrellus kuhlii (Kuhl's pipistrelle)
Lineage: Eukaryota; Metazoa; Chordata; Mammalia; Chiroptera; Vespertilionidae
Product: adhesion G protein-coupled receptor E2-like
Exons: 23
Coding region: 302-3298 (998 amino acids)
Biological process (GO): cell surface receptor signaling pathway; adenylate cyclase-activating G protein-coupled receptor signaling pathway
Cellular component (GO): membrane
Molecular function (GO): G protein-coupled receptor activity; calcium ion binding
Source: RefSeq, a predicted model, not a curated record